Meloidogyne enterolobii is the source of this 1195-nucleotide messenger RNA. NCBI's taxonomy places the organism in Eukaryota, Metazoa, Nematoda, Chromadorea, Rhabditida, Meloidogynidae. The record is from the annotation of a GenBank genome assembly.
UAUGGGCCAAAAAACGGAUAAAGAGAAGAAAGUAGAAUUAGUAGAAGAAGGCGAAAAACAGCAAAAAAGGCCUGGUUCGGCAUUUAGUCGUGAAUUCCAACCAAUACGAAAUCAAAAUAUUAAUCCUAUUUGGCGAUCACGAGUUGAGCAUGAACAUUCUGUUAAUAAACAACCACAACAAAUAUAUGGUUUUGUGCCCGUAAAAGAUCCUACGCCUGGAUUAAAUACAAAAGCAUCCUUGUAUGGAACUACGAUUAGACCUAGUCCUCAAAAACAAAUCCGAUCACCUCCAGAUAACUUCUUGCAUUCAAGUAAAUACUUAAAUUUUGGAUAUAGAAAUUAUUAUUAUACAGUUUAUGCUCCACCAAAUAUGGUUCGUCAAAAAUGUAAUAAUGGCAAUACACCUCUCAGAGGUCUUCAAAUGCAUCAACAAGAUGUUGGAGUAGCGGAAGCAUCUUUUCAGAAUAAUCAUAUUGGUUCUAGACCUGGAAGUGAUUUGGGAAUGUAUAAAAUGAUGCCAUCUCGCUGUCAAUCUUACACAACCUUGCCUCGUCCUGAACCUGAAAUAAUAGACGAGAUUGUUUAUAACAACAAAAAUCAACAAAUAUAUGGGGGACAUGAAGAGAUACAUUCACAGUUUCGGGCACCUAUUAGAAGUGUCUCACGCUCAAUUAAUUCCAAAAAUCCAUCUAUUAAUUUUUCUCCUUCACACUUUCCCUAUGCUAACGGUGGAUUUGUUAAUCCAACGAAUAUAGAAAAUAAUUUUGAUAUUAAUUGGUCUUCCGAUCAUGAGACAGAAACUAUUCCAUGGAGUACAAUAUCUUUAACUAGUUGGUUAACUAUAGUUUUUGGUUCAGCAAUAUUUUGUUUAGGAGGUGUUCGUCUUUAUUGGCGAGCAGAUUUUGCUAAAGGUCAAGAGCUUUUUUAUGGAAUUUCUGCUAUUUGUAAUGGUUUAGUUGGCUUUUUUGCUAGCCACAAUAAAAGUUUUUCAAUGUUUGUUGCUACUUUUUUGUUAUGUGCACUUAAUGUUGUAUUUAUUUUUGUGCCGUUCCUUUCGGGCAUUCUUCCUCUUGUUCCCUUACUUUCAACAAACAAUAAAUCACAUAUUAGCCUAACAAGUACAAAAGAGCCCGUUGAAGUAGACAUUGGAUUAGCUGUUUUGGCUUUAAUGCAGGCUAUUGGCUACAGCUUUUAG